AUCGUUUCUUCUCCAAUAUUCUAAUUCAACACUACAGUAUAGUACACUACUUAUUAUAGUAUGCUCUUUUAUGUAGAAAUUUUGAAGCUGUAGUUUCUAUAAUCUAAUUCCUGAAAUUCAUAGUUUGUGAACAUGUAUUCAGAUCUUCUAUACGAGACUGCACAUACCAUUUAUGAACAAUGGGCAUGGUGGUGGGAAGGCAGCAACAAAAGAGAUGAGCUUGAUAGAGCAAUUCUCGCCGUUUCAAUGGUGAUACUAGCAAUCUUCUGGUACAUAUGGACAUCUAUGAAGUCAAGAACAGGAAUGGCUCCAUUGCCACCUGGUCCUCAUGGCUUGCCAAUAGUUGGGUACCUCCCAUUUCUAGGAACCAACUUACACAUAACAUUUGCAGAAUUGGCUCGUCGCUAUGGUCCAAUCUACAAGCUCUGGCUCGGAAAAAAACUCUGCAUAGUUCUGAGCUCACCCUCCCUUGCAAAAGAGGUGGUUCGCGACCAGGACACAAGUUUUGCUAAUCGUGAUGCGACCAUUGCAGCAUUGGCUGUCUCAUAUGGUGGGCUUGACAUAGCAUGGAGCUCUUAUGGCUCCUACUGGCGCACUAUGCGCAAAGUGUUUGUGCGAGAGAUGCUGAGUAAUACCAAUCUUGAGGCUUGUUACGAUCUUCGACAAGAGGAGGUUAGGAAGACAAUUAGAGAUGUGUAUGCCAAUAUUGGCAAGCCUAUGGAUAUUGGAAAAAUAAUUUUUCUGACAGAACUAAAUGCUGUGAUGAGCAUGUUAUGGGGUGGCACAAUAGAAGGGGAGAAGAAUAGUAGUGUCGGAGAUGAGUUUCAGGAGGUAAUCGAAAAAAUCAUUGAAAUAAUUGCAAAACCAAACAUAUCUGACUUUUUCCCAAUGCUUGCAAGGUUUGAUAUACAGGGCGUGGAGCGACAAGCAAAGAAGCUCCUAGUAUGGGUAGAUCGAAUCCUAGAUGCUGUCAUAGAUGAACGGAUGAGAUUGGACGGUGGCGAGGGAUUGGGGAUGUCCAAGGAUAAAGAAAGGAAGGAUUUUCUGCAAAUCUGUUUGGAGCUGAAGGAGCAGGAAGAUACUGCAAGUCCAAUUACCUUGACACAAAUCAAGGCCAUGUUGAUGGACAUUGUGGUCGGUGGGACAGACACGACAGCAACCAUGGCUCAGUGGGUGAUGGCAGAACUCAUGCGCCAUCCGGGAGUAAUGAAAAAGGUCCAAGAAGAGUUAGCAGAAGUUGUUGGAAUGAACAUUGUUGACGAGUCCCAUAUCCCCAAAUUACAGUAUUUGGAUGCAGUUGUGAAGGAAACAUUCCGGUUACACCCUGCACUCCCUCUGUUGGUCCCAAAGUCUCCAAGUCAAUCUUGCACUGUAGGUGGUUACACCAUACCAAAGAACACUAAGGUCUUUCUUAAUGUUUGGGCAAUUCAUAGGGACCCUGAGCUUUGGGAUGAUCCAUCUGAGUUCAAGCCUGAGAGAUUCUUGAGUGAACCGGGCAAAUGGGAUUAUUAUGGCAACAAUCUUCAGUAUCUUCCAUUUGGAUCCGGAAGAAGGAUUUGCGCGGGGUUACCUCUAGCAGAGAGAAUGCUUAUGUAUAUUUUGGCCUCUCUCUUGCAUUCAUUCGAGUGGCAAAUGCCGAAGGGCGAAGAGCUCGAUCUUUCAGAGAAAUUUGGGAUUGUUAUGAAGAAAACAACUUCACUGAUUGCUAUUCCCUCCCAAAGGUUUGCUAGCCUUGACCUCUAUGCAUGAUUCAAAGUACUUCAAAAAAUAAAAAGAGGCUAGAAUGACAAUGGUGUGUCCCUUUAUGAGCUCACUUAGUGUCAAAUAAGAUACUUAAUAGAAUUAUUGCCUUGGUUUGAAAUUUAUAAAUGAAAAUAAGUGGUGAAUCAGUUUGGAUGCAACACAAGUUGAAAUAAUGUCUACUGUAGCACUUGCUCGAAUCCUUAAUAGAACAAACUAUAUUAUAUGA
Messenger RNA from Cornus florida, 1969 nucleotides. RefSeq names its product flavonoid 3'-monooxygenase CYP75B137-like. NCBI's taxonomy places the organism in Eukaryota, Viridiplantae, Streptophyta, Magnoliopsida, Cornales, Cornaceae. The record is from RefSeq and is a predicted model, not a curated record. The transcript has 2 exons. Gene Ontology annotation, molecular function: monooxygenase activity; heme binding; iron ion binding. Bases 133 to 1749 code for a protein of 538 amino acids.